AUGGCACAGGGUCCUUUCUAUGAUUUAGAUACUGAAGACAGUGAGAUGAAGGAAUGUACUUCAAUGGCUUUGGCCUCCGGAAAGUGGAUAAAUGAACAAUGUAAUAAAGAAAAUUUCGUUAUAUGUGGGAAAAAGAUCUCAGUGUUUUUGCCAUCGCUGGAGAGCUAUGUGGCAGGUGUCCCACUAAUGUCUGGCAUAUACAUAGUGUCCCGGAUACAACUGCUACCGUCUCCACCAGACCCAGGACAACAAAUGGUUGAGAUUAUGUUGUUCCCGGGUCUUUGGUUCAGUCAUGAAGGUCGAGUCCUGUCUUUGGAUUUGGUGACGCAGCCAAGUGAUCAGCUGACCUUUGCUAGAGUGCAAAUCUUACGGCCGUACUGCAGCCCAAGUCAUCACCUAGUACCACCUGGUUGUAGUUCUCUCCUGAACCCUUUUAGCUGCUGUUCAGUGACGCCCAUGUGCAACACCACUGGUGGCUGUGCCAGUGGGCAGUACUGGUGUCACCUGCUGGAGAUCUGUCUGCCCGUCACCAGUCCGUGCAGCCCUUACCACUCCUUAAACGGGGGACAUGUAUUCCCUCUGCCUCCUCGCUACCCUGCGACGCCACCGUUCUUCCACUUGAUGGCAGACAUGUCACUGACACUGACCCCAAGCACUGAACACACACACAUCAGUGUUAUAGUACAAGACAAACAUAUCACUGUCUAUCCUGAUGACAUUCUGGCAUUGCAGCACACUAGAAGAGCAAGUGAAUUUCUACAUUGUGUUGCCACUACCAGCUCAUCCUGGCGCCAGAGUUACCUCUCCCUGCAUGGGCCUGAGUGGGGGGGCUGGUUAGAGGGGGGUCUGUCUGCCCAACCGGGACAGGGCCAAUGGCUUGAUGAACUGGUCUGUGACCUCCGGGUGAUUUACGAGGACACAAUGCCACACUUCGGGGUUUCAGCAAUACCCAGCACCUCACAGAGCAACAGUCCAAUCAAAGCAGAGAGUCCUGUCACAGGGUUGCAAGUUUUAUAUCCAAAGCUUGACAAGGACAUCCAAAUGCAUGUUGCUGUCAAUGUCCCAACCCUCAUUGUCAUCCAGAUCAUUUCAGGAGGAAACGCAACCAGUUACUGGUCAGACCCUGUGUCUAAGAACGGAGUCCCUUUUGUAUCUUCUUGCCCUGCUGAGAUGCCUGAGAUUGAAGGAGGGUGUGUUAGGGCUUCUCUUGACAUGUGGUUCUCUCAUGUAUACAUGAAGCUUUCUAGUCAAGGGGAACAUAUGCUAAAUAUCAUGGCUUCAAACAGCUUGAACUCCCAGACUCUGAGCGUGAGAGUUGUGUCUCAUAUUCCUGUAACUGGGCUGAGAAUCCAGCCUCAGGGCUUCAACAGAGUUCUAGUGGACAUACCACAGUUGUUUACAGCUUCAGUAGUUACAGGUUCAUCAGUGAAGUAUACUUGGGUUAUUGAUGACCUGGUCCAGUUUCCACAAACAGGAGAGUCCUACAGCGUGGUUUUUAAGAAGCCGGCAGAAUACAAGCUAAAGUUAAUUGAGGUGAAGCUCACAGCUGAUGUGAUGACCCCAUUAGCUGACCUAGAAGUAAUUUCCAUGCCAGAGGCCAUUGCUGUAAACACCUCAACUUGCUACACAAUUCAAGUAAAAUCUGACAUCUCUAUAGGCGUUACAAUCAGAUGGGAUUUUGGUGAUAAUACAGCAUCUGUCAGUCACCUAGUUUCCACUCCUUUAGAGAUGGAAGACAGCUAUCUUCACCGAAGUGCCAAAUAUGUCUAUCUGCAAGAUUCCAUCCAUCAUACAUUUUCUUUUCCAGAGGCAUCCAAAAACAUCAGUUUUCAAGUGUCCAGUGGCUCACAAGCCAAUUACCACUGGACUUUUCUAUUAAAUGGAGUCCAGUCCUCUCGAGAAAUCGGGCAAAAUGUUCACUUCACACCUUUCACUAAUGGAUCCCUGUCUGUUACAGUGGAAACUGAUAAUGGCUUCUGCUCACAGUCCCUGACCAGAAGAGCAACAAUACAGAAGCAUAUGAAGAAAGUGAAGCUUUUUACCUCUGAUGAUGGAGCUUUUAUUGAUUAUCCGAUCACAUUUGUUGCCAUCACAGAUGGAGGCAGCAACCUUAAAUUCCUUUGGGAUUUUGGUGAUGCCAGUGAAGGAGCCCUGGUUACAGAAUCCAAUAGACAAGUCCACAAAUACAAUGUUACUGGUGGUUCUCACAGGUUCUGGUCAAGUCAGUAUGAUCUGAUUUUGGAUGCAACUGAGUCUUUUGAUCCAGAUUCAGAGGAGAAUGAUAUCGAGUUGUUUCAGUUCCAGUGGGGUUACACUAUAGAGAACACAACAGCAAUGCCUUCAGCUGUUUCCACCCUUCAUCAACAUAUUCCAGGAAAUGGAAGUAUACUGCUUCUUCCUAGAAGUGCACUGCUGCCAGACAGAAUGUACCACUUUACUCUCACCCUUUACAAAAGUGGACGACAACCUGUCUCUAUAUCACAGUUGGUUACAGUGUACAAUACCACGUUGCUACCUGUGACUGUAAAGUGUGUCUCCUGUAAUUCCCUGCUGUCUUUCCAUGUGAGGCACAGCCAUUACAUUACAUUGGCUGGUCAUUGUUCUUCAUGUCAAGACACUGUACAGUACAGGUGGACUGCAGAGAAUCAGAAAGGUGAAGCUCUAACACUGAAUGAGGUCACUACCUUGACAGGAAGUCUCUGGAGAGAAAUAGUCAUUAAACCAGGGGUGCUAAAGGAGGGCCAAGAAUACACCUUUACUCUCAAUGUGUCUGAACCAGCCUCUGGGCUUUGGGGGUCGGCAAGCAUCACCUUAGUCCCCAACCAUCCUCCAUAUGGGGGUAUUUGCACUCUGUCACCCGAUGACUCACUUCAUUUCCUAGAAACCAUGGUCUCUUACAGUUGCUCAGAGUGGAUGGAUGAUGACAGUGACUCAGCUCAGCUGAUAUUUUCACUGCAGGUGGCACAGUGUGAAAAUUUUGGACCAUUAUGUCCCUUGAUUACCCUUUACAGAGGCACUCAGAGCACAUUCAGCUCCCUGGUGCCACUGGGUAUACUGAGCACAGAGGAAAACUUAUCUGUUAUUUACGUGCUGGUACUGGUCGAGGACAGUAUGGGGGCAUCAGUCAUCGCAGCAAGAAAGAACCUGACAGUGGUGCUGAGAGACCAAUGUACAACAGAGUGGUUGAGGAAUAAGAGCCAGUCAGAGUUAUGGGCCUUGCGUCAACAAGGAAACCCUCAGGACAUUACUCAAUAUUCUGUUGCUCUGAGCAGCCAACUUAAUCAGCUAGCAUCCAUAAAGGCUGAAGGGUUGGAGGACAGGAUUCAGAUACGUGGAAAUGUCAUUCAGGCUCUAGCGUCUCUGCCGGUCUCCUCCUUGCAGGAUGCGGCUCUGAUCAGCUCAGCUUUGGCCCAGUCUACAGUGGUUCCCUCUGAAGUGCAGUGCAACGGCUGCCGUGCAAAGGUGCUGAAGGUCACAGAGAAGAUGAUCAAAGUGAUAAGAGAACAAACAGGACAGGCUGACAUCAACCCCACAGACACCGGCAGGAACAUUCUGGCUGUUUUAAGCAGCACACUGACUGCUGAUCAGAGGCAGAGGAACAAUUCAGGCCUCAAGCAUGUGGAUACAUCAGAGACAGCUGUAUCAGCACUGGGCCAGAUUUUAGAGCUCAUGCGUUCAUUAAUGCUGUCGCGGAUGAGUGGAGAAGAAGCUCUCUCUCUCGCUGUUCCUAAGAUCACUGCGGUGGGUGUACGGGGUGACCCUACUAAAGACCUCCUGUGCACAAAUCCCCUUAGCCACUGCCAGUUUCACAUCCCAUCAGCACUGAGCUCUCAACUAAAGGAGGAAAAACAAGAGGUUCUGCAGAUCCUUCUGCAAAUGGAGGGUGAAGAAAACCUAUUUAUUCCAGCUGCAGAACCUGCUAUAUCAACCACACUUGCAGCCAUGGAGUUUGCUACACCACAGGGACAGAUCAUUUCAAUCACCAACCUGACACUAGACACUGCGAUACAAUUUACUUUACACAAAAAAGUACAAGAGACGGAAGAUGAGAGGUUACUAUGGAAAACAUUUACUCUGCCACCCAAGGGAAAUGUAAAUUUUACAGUCAAAGCAAUGGACCUCAGAGAUCCUCAGACUGGCCUCUAUGUUGCCUUAAACUUCAGUCUCAUUCCAGGAGCUGGUGAGGAAGCCUCUGGACUAGUAUGGAUCUCUGUAGAUGACCAACCAGUUCAUCCACUGUCUGAACACACUCAUUCUGAGGAACUCAGUCUCUCUCUUUCAGCUGGGACUCCAUCACUGGAGCACACCAUCUUCCUUACACCGAUCAUGCUGUGCCGGUUCUUCAGUGAUGAUGAGAGGCGCUGGAGCAGUGAUGGCUUGAGUCCUCUGAGUGGCAGCAGCCCCCAUACUGCCCACUGCCUCACACAUCACCUCACUAUGUUUGGAGCCAGCCUCUUCAUCCAUCCUGAAGCACUUCUACUGCUGCCACCUUCAGAGGAGCCAGUGAGGAAUGUGGUGGUGGGAAUAAUUUGUGGAGUCUUGCUGUUAAUUUAUCUGCUGGUUGGUCUUAUCGCUCACAAACUGGAUCACCUGGAAAGUCUACGUCUUAGCUGGGUUCCUCUGUGUGGUCAGAAAGGUCACUACAAGUACAGGGUUCUUGUCAAAACAGGCUGGAAAAAAGGGUCUGGUACCACUGCACAUGUUGGCAUUAGCCUGUAUGGCCUGAAUAAAAGUGGCUCACGUCACCUUCAAAGAGAAGGAGCUUUCCAGAGGAAUAGCGUGGAUGACUUCCAAGUUGAAACAGAUGCCAAUCUCGGAGAGAUCUGGAAAAUACGCAUCUGGCAUGACAACACAGGCCUAGACCCAUCCUGGUACCUAAAACAUGUGAUAGUCUGGGACAUACAGACAGACAACAUGUUCUUCUUCUUGGUAGAAGACUGGUUAUCUGUGGAGAAUGAGAAGAACUCUGGAAGGGGGGAGAAAGUAAUUUUAGCGUCUUGUCCUCAGGAGCUGCAGCAGUUUAAGAGGAUCCUACAUUCCCAGUUACUGUUUGGCCUUCGAGAGCACCAUCUCUGGAUUUCAUUAUGGGAACGGCCGGCCCACAGUCACUUUAGCCGAGCCCAGAGGGUCACCUGCUGUGCCCUCUUAUUACAUCUCUAUCUGGCAGCUGGGGCAGUUUGGUAUGGAGCAGUGGGCAGAAAGGGCAGCAGCGGCCCGGUCUCUACCCAGAUGGUGAUGAAUGCAGAGAACAUUCUGGUUGGAAUAACAGUUGCAGCUUUGAUGUUCCCUCUCCAAACCAUUCUCAGAUUUCUCUUCCAAAACACCAAAAGCAAGGUGACAUUGGCUGUAUCUCUGCCUCCCUCUCCUGUGUCUCAUACUGUGGAGAUGGAUGUUUUCCUCAGUCACCCAGAUCUCUCCUGUUCAUCUUUUCUGUCACUGCCGACAGACCCUGACUCUUCCAUCUAUGAUGGGCCAUCUCCUUUCACUAAUUCCCUGAAGAAACUAGAUUCAGAGUUCUGGAAUACUCCAGAUCCUGGGAAUGACCGAAUGGAUCAGUGGCCAUCAUGUGAAAGUAUAUUUGGCCUGUCUGAGCUGACAGGAACCAGUCACCUUCUGAAGAGAAAAAAAGCCAUUCUACAACUACAUUUGUCAACUCCGACCUCUGACCACAACACCUUAGAGCCAAUAAAGUCUUCAGAGGAAGAUCUUAUCACUAUAACUGCAGACUUGGAUCCCUCAAACACACUUUCCUUGGAGCCAGAAGCAUCUGACAGUGGCCAUUUCACACCCAACGACACCAUCCUGUCUGACAUCCAGGACAGCUUGUGUAGUGAGUGGUCUGAUCUGAGUGUGGAUACGCCUACAUCUGAACCUGGCUUUCACAAGUCCUCCUCCUCACUCUCAGUGCUCAGUGAUGCCAGCACAUUUCUCCCUAGUCUCCCACCCGACUCUAUAAGCACAAUCUCCAACACACGCAUUGGUGUUGUUCGUGGUGUACCUGGCUUGUUUCUUCCAUCAUGGGUUCUGCGUAUGGUUUAUCUGCUGGUGGCUGUUUUGCUGGGAACAAGCCUGGCUCUGGUGGGACUAUAUGGGAGCAGGUUUUCCAGCUCUGUGGUUCUCAUGUGGCUGGUGUCUGCCCUGUCAGCCUUCCUCACUUCUGCCUUGCUGUUCGAACCAUUUGCAAUAUGUAUUCAGGCACUAUAUCUGGCUGCUGUGGUGAAACCAGUGGACCCAGAGGGGGAGAACCGUUUGGCUCAGGAGACAGAAGUCAGAAGGACAGAAGAGGAUUUGGGGGAUAAGGUGCAUCCUCUCGGUGGAUAUGGCCUGCUGCAGGCUAAAGAGGAAGCACGGAAGCUGAGAACACUUAGAGCCUUAAUGAGGAGCUGCUUAGUCUAUUUGCUCUUCCUGUUGGUGGUUCUGAUGGUGAACUACCAGGAAUAUGUUCAUGAGACUAACAGCAGACGGCUUCACUCGGCUAUUAAACACACACUGAUCAGGACUUUACCAGGUCAGCCCAGUCUCACUGCAUUAUCAGGGACAAAGGCAGUAUUGAUUGAGUUCACUCACUAUCAUAAACAGACAGGCGUCUUGGCACCAGUCUCUAUUCUCCUGGAUCAAACACAGACAGGCAGAAUCCUUUCUUUCCUUUCCAUCCAGCCUUUACACGUCUCUCCAUUCUCUGGUCCAGACUUACACGUUACAUUGACGGUUCUGCUACUGCUGUUUGCCCUGUGCUUUGUGAGUGCUGAAGUAUGGGCCUUGAUCAGAAAGCCAAGUCAAUACCUGAGGCAAGCCUGGCGCUGGUUUCAGCCAUUGUUAGCUCUUCUGACGCUAGCAGCAGCUGUUCUUCGUCUGUAUUUCCUCUACACGACUGCAGCCUUCAUCUCCAGACAUUGCUCCAGGCCCUCCUGCUUUGCUGACUUCCAUAGUGCUGCGACACUGGCCAAAAAGUCCAGUCAGCUCUCAGCAAUUUUAUUAACCCUCUUGGUUCUAAAGAUGGUGGGGAUCUUGCGGUUUGUUAGGCGAUGGUUGGUGAUAGGGCGGGUUAUUCGACAAGUAUUCCCUCAGAUCUGUGGCGUGGUGUUUCUGCUGCUCCUCCUGUUGCUUCUGUUCUCUCACACAGGCAUCAUGCUCUUCUCGGGUUCAGUAGAGGGCUUUAGGACCUUAGGGCAGGCCAGUUCCUCUCUGCUGUGUUUGUUAAGGGGCCACAUGGGGUUGCGUCGACUUUGUGAGCAUCAUCCUGUGGUGGGACCUCUCUACUGCCUGUCUGCCGUGGGCAUUGGAUUUUGGGUACUGGGGCGCCUAUGUGCUGCUGUAUUGAUUCGAACAUACCGAAUGGUACAGGCAGACAUUUACAGACCAUCCAUGGAGCCACAGGACUAUGAGAUGGUACAGUUCCUCAUUAAACGCCUCAAGCUAUGGAUGGGGCUUAGCAAGACCAAAGAGUUUAGGCACAGAGUCAAGUUUGAGGGAAUGGUUCCUCCACCCUCUAGAUCCUCCCAGGGCUCUGAAGCCUCCAACUGCUCUGUCCCGCUCAGUCCCAUCGGUCCUCGCCGGGUAUCAUCUGCCUCUUCUUUGGCCUCCAAUUCAUCUGUCAUUUCAGGGUGUUUUGACUUCCACCAUUAUGUGGACCGCCUGGUGCCCUGUGUUGACAGCCUCAUGGCUGGUUUCGACCGCGUCAACCAGCUGACUGAAGAAGUCUAUAACUUUGAGCUCCAACUUCAGCAGAUCCAGAGCAGAAUUUACCAGAGAAGAAAGUCUCAGCCUCAGCAGGUGACCUUCGAGGGACGUGAUCCAACACCAAAGCUGCCACUGCUCCCUCAACAUCCAUCUACCUCUGUUUUGGAAUGUAACCACACUCCAGCUUCUCUUCAAGGUGUCAUUAAUACCCUUCCACAUUGCCGUGCUACACACUCAGAGUCCUCCCUGAUGGGGCCUGCUGCUCAGUUAGGUAAGAGAAUACUUUCUGCACUGGAUGGAAGCAUGAACAACCCAAACCUGAGAAAAUGGGGUGUCCCAAGACGCAGGGCCUGGAAUUCAGUCACCUGCCAUUCUGCUGACACUGCUCAGAGGUUACCUGGAUCUCACAGCACUGUGACCUUGCCAGUGAGACCCCGGAGUGAAGACGGAGACCGAGAGUAUCUAUGUGACAGCAUGCCGAUUAAGAGACAGGCAUGGCACACUGAAUAA
Sinocyclocheilus grahami is the source of this 8190-nucleotide messenger RNA. It is a transcript of the gene pkd1b, whose product is annotated as polycystic kidney disease 1b. NCBI's taxonomy places the organism in Eukaryota, Metazoa, Chordata, Actinopteri, Cypriniformes, Cyprinidae. Bases 1 to 8190 code for a protein of 2729 amino acids. The record is from RefSeq and is a predicted model, not a curated record. Gene Ontology annotation, cellular component: plasma membrane. Gene Ontology annotation, molecular function: monoatomic cation channel activity; protein binding. Gene Ontology annotation, biological process: calcium ion transport. The transcript has 38 exons.